Molecule: messenger RNA, 1017 nt
Organism: Culex quinquefasciatus (southern house mosquito)
Lineage: Eukaryota; Metazoa; Arthropoda; Insecta; Diptera; Culicidae
Product: JNK1/MAPK8-associated membrane protein
Exons: 3
Coding region: 1-894 (297 amino acids)
Biological process (GO): response to unfolded protein
Cellular component (GO): membrane
Molecular function (GO): ubiquitin protein ligase binding
Source: RefSeq, a predicted model, not a curated record
AUGCUAAAAGCCGUCGACAAAUGUCCGGGCCUUUACUGCGGCCGGACGCUGCUGGAGAAUGCGUCCCUCAGCGAGUGUGGGGCCUGCGCCCGGGGAUUCCGGGUAAACGUAAACAACGUGUGCACUCCGUGCGAGUCGGACCUCAGCGAGCACGAUUGGCUUUAUUUGGGGUUUAUGGCCAUUCUGCCGUUGAUCAUCCACUGGUUCUGCAUCGACCUGAACGCCCAGCAACGUCGGUUCAGCCGGGGCGAGCUGAUUCUGCACGCCAGCGCUUGCGUUGAGGUGCUGCUGUCGGGCUUUCUGACGAUUCUCUUUACCGAUCCGCUGUGGGAGCUCCGGAUCAACUCGUGUGGCGUCCGGAAGCUGUCCGACUGGUAUACCUUGUUUCACAAUCCGACGCCGAACUAUGACACGACGCUGUACUGCACCCAGGAGGCGGUUUAUCCGCUGCAAACGAUGAUCUUCGUGUUUUAUCUCUUUUGCGUUACGUUCAUGAUGAUUAUCCGGCCGGCGCUGAACGUUAAGUUUUUGCCGUUCCGUGGCAAGAUGGCCGUGUACUACGCGCUGUACAUCUUUCCGAUCCUUUCGCUGUUGCAUGCCGUUGCUGGAGGACUCAUCUAUUACUCCUUCCCCUACCUGAGCAUCGUCAUCUCGGUGGUGUCCAACGCGUUGCACUUUUCGAUCAAACUUGACCAGACGAUGAAGUCCCUGCUGGAAACGUCCGUCACGCAGAUGCGAAACGUGACCAUUAUUCUUGGUCACUGGCUGCUGCUGGCGUUCGGCAUCAUCUCGAUCCCGUACGGUGUGUCGUACUUUGCGCUGCUGCUCGUCCCGGCACCGGCGCUGUUCUACAUUUUCACCGCCAAGUAUACUCAUCCGGAUAAUUUUAAAUGAGGGAAGAUGCUGCUCUGCAAAAGGUAUUCUUCAUUAUUUUUGGACGUUAAGUUAUUGUGAUAGAGGCAAAACUGUACAUGUUUCGUUAAGGAAAACUGAAUAAGAUUGAUAGUUUAGAACUGA